Messenger RNA from Pseudo-nitzschia multistriata, 1759 nucleotides. The record is from the annotation of a GenBank genome assembly. Lineage: Eukaryota; Bacillariophyta; Bacillariophyceae; Bacillariales; Bacillariaceae.
AAAAACAACAGAGGAAAUGGCUCAAUAAAAUCGAUACCCAUUCACGAUCCAAAAAUGAAAUUGGUAGGGGGGGAGAGUCUUGCUAGUAAGGGUGAGUCGGGUCAUUUUGAACGCUUUGUAUCAGUUUCUUGUGGUUGCUCCGUAUCCGAUCCCUGGUGAUAGGUUAUAGACUUCGUUUUCACUACUUCGAUUCUAACUACUUUCUCAUUGACUUGACGAUCUUGUAGCUGCUGGAUUUGCGAACGGCGAAGAAGCUGUUAAUAUGUCGGCAGUACUGACAGGCAUGGGGGCUAUAGCAAAGAAUACCGAUUCGACGACUCGUGCACGUCCAGUGCUGGCCUAAAGUUACUUUUAUGGCGAGGCAUGUUAUCAUGCUUUAAUUGAUAGUAAGUGAUUUUUUUUCAAAAACCGAAGUUAUGAUGUAAUGCCGGAGGUUGAGGUUUCUGUCUACAGACAAAAUCAGUGCUCAUCCACUUUAAUACCACCUGCAGUAAUUUGUUCGACUGGGAUCAAUCUUCAUGCAUACUUUGCAUCUGCGAUGAUUUUUGCUUCCUUCUUAAACAAUAGUAGUGACUGAAAUAGUCUUGUUCAAAAUAUUGCUCUUUUUGUAACACUUCAUGUUACAUUUGCCUACAGUGGUAGUACAUAGUAUUACGAAGUAAAUCAAAGUACUGAAGUUGUAUCGUACUUCGAAGUUAGGCACAAGUACUCCUGCUGAUAAUACGAGUCGCUGAGCGAGUCGCUGAUACCAGUGCGUACUCGUACAACUAGUAGAACGCUAAUAGUACGGAGUAGCUGGUGCUAACUACUUGUACCCCUCUAAGCUUAGGUUAAUGCAAUCAUCAAAACGUUGCUGUUCUUGUCAAGAUUAACCUCCAUCAUACGUCUGUUUAUUAUGGAAAUUGCCUUGUGCUCGUCAAUGCAAGUACUAAUUUUGCUUAACCGACUCGACGGAUUUUCUGCUCUGACAGGAUGGUUAUGUAGAUGUACGUAGAAUUGUACACGAUUUCAUACUGUUGCAUUUUUUGUUCCAUUGCGUUCUGUAAUUCAUUUUAUUUUACAGCAUUUAGGUACGGUACUGUACGUUCCGUACAAUACCGGACAACAGAACAAACCUGCUUUUGAGAUUUUUCCCUAAAUAAUGUGACUGUUGUGAGUCACCUGGCGCGUUCAUUUAUCAAUGUGGCGCCAACUGAAAGAGUUUUACCACUUUUUGCUCCUUUUCACGAUCUUGUUCAGUUCGAAUUUGGCGGGAGGACGGCAUCUUUUCGUUCACAAGAGUUGAGUCCCAUAAUAUUAAAAGAGAAUCCGAUCGGUCAGUCCUACCUCCUAAAUCCUUCAAUGCCAAUUGCUUUCUCUCCAUCACUCAUAAUCUGUUGGCAACGGAACGUCAUUUGGACGACAUAAUAUUUUUUCGUGAUCCUACAAAGGCAAAAUGGCGAUCGAGAUACAGACAAUCCAGCAACAGAAGCUGAGACCUAAGCUCUGCAUUCCUGUAUGCACUAACGAUGAUGACGACGACUAUUACGGCAUGGACCCGGAAUUGGCUAGGAAUCGAUCGAAACUAAGAGUUCUUUUUCAUGGUGAGUUCUGUGGUUGCUGCUCUAUCACUCAUUGAUAUGAUUAUCCGAGAAGAAUUAGAAUUUUGAUAUAAUUCCGGCAUCUUGAUUUAAUUUAAUCGUCUGUUCCUUUGUUUGUUCGUCUUCCUCACAUUUGACUUUUCUACAGCUGCAACAUGCCCAUGCGAUGAGUUGAGUGA